AUGCAAAUUCAAAAACCACCGUACACAGCGGUUGGUGAAUAUAAGAAGGUAUAUGCAAAUAAUCGUGUGUAUAUAUGCAUUUUAGGAAGCCAUUAGUCAGAGUCAAAAAUGAAAAGUUGUAGCCACAUAUGGGCAUAUAACUAAUGAUAAUGUGGAUGAUAAAAACGCUUCUAAUCCUGAACAGUAUUUAAAUGCAAAAAGUAUAAAUACCAUGGAAACAGAAGAUUAUAUAUAAUUGGUGUUUUUUUGUGAACUAUUAGGUCAUCAUGAACAAUAACAUGACUCUGCAAGAUCUCCAUGAAGCGUUUGUCACAGUUUUCUUUGAUGAAAGGACAGAUUUAGAAGACGUCCUAAAAUUAUACAACAUAGCAGUUGUCGAUGGGAAAUCAACAGUAAACAGUGACAAGGAGAUAAAUAAGCAUUACACGUUCGGUUUCUAUUGGAAAAGGAAG
Messenger RNA from Paramuricea clavata, 452 nucleotides. NCBI's taxonomy places the organism in Eukaryota, Metazoa, Cnidaria, Anthozoa, Malacalcyonacea, Plexauridae. The record is from the annotation of a GenBank genome assembly.